UAAACUUUUUUUUUUUUUUUAAGCUUUCUUUUCCUAAUAAAACAAAAACCCCACGAGUUGUUUGUGUCCUUCUCUUCAACGAAAGCGAAGACGUUUCUCUCACUCACAACUUACUGUGUUGGGAUAAUGGAGAGCGCAGCUGCAAAUCAACUUCCUGAAGCUGAUUCGUUGCCAGAUGGGUUUGUUGAUAGCUCCACAGAAGCAUUAGCUCCUUCAAUGCCAGCUUUGGAACAAGAAAAGUCACAUGGUGAUUACAAGGAUGAGGGUUUUGUGGAAUUGGAUAAUUCUAAUGAAUCAACACAUGAUUUGGCAUCAGAAGAGUUUCAAACAAGCAAGGGUAGGACUGAGAAGACUCAGAAACUGAGAACUUUUCCUGUUCCAUUAUCUGAAAUAGAUAAUUUUGAUGCUUCAGUGGACUUAAUAAAAAUGCACAAUAAGGAUACAGUGGAGCAGACAGAUGUUAUGCCAUCCAUGCCUACAUCAGUAGCUUCAGUUUCAGAAGCUUCAGCUGGGGUACCUGGAUGCAGCGAGGUAAAAGGCCAAGUUCAAGGGGAAUGUCAAAAUACAGAGAGAUCUAUUGAAGGAGGAUCAAAUGUGCAGGGGAACCUUACAAAGGAGUUAUCCGCGUCAGAUAAUAAUGAUUCUCUGAAAAGCAGAAAACCAGAAAACACAGAAACGAAACGUAAGAGUUCAAAGCGCACUUUCAAAUCCGAAACUGAGUUUCUUGAAUUCACUCUGAGAUAUCAACAAGUUAUUGCUGAAAGAGAUGCAGCUAUUGCUAUUAGAGAUAAGCUAGAGUCUCUUUGUAGAGAGUUACAACGUCAGAACAAGAUGCUAAUGGAUGAGUGCAAGCGGGUCUCAACAGAGGGGCAGAACUUGAGACUAGAUCUGUCAGCCAAGUUUCAAGAUGCAAUCAAGGAUGUUAGCAUUAAGCUGGAAGAGCAAAAGGAUGAGUGUCUUACUCAGCUAAAGGAGAAUGAGAUGUUAAGAAAUAAUCUGAAGCAGCUAGCUGAUCAAUAUGCCCUUACCGAACAACAGUUUGGACAGAAGUUAAAGCAGAAAACCCUUGAACUUCAGCUUGCUGAAUUAAAAAUUAAGCAGCAUGAGGAGAAACUAGUUCAGGAGCAGUCCCAAAUGAAAUUAUAUGCUGAACAGGUGUCCCAAUUACUAUCUACUGAAAAGAAUUUGCGUUUGCAGUUGACAGCUGAUGGAGAAAAAUUUCAGCAAUUCCAGGAUGCAUUGUUGAAGAGCAAUGAGGUCUUUGAAACAUUUAAGCAGGAGAUUGAAAAGAUGGCAAAAUCAAUCAAGGAACUCAAGAAGGAAAACGUAUUCUUGAAGAGCAAAUGCGAGAAAUCAGAUGUUACACUUAUAGAACUUGUUGAAGAGCGUGAGAGAUUGAAGAAACAAUUGGAAAAAUCCAAGAAUCAGAAAGAAAAACUUGAAUCAUUGUGCCGGUCACUUCAGGCAGAAAGGAAGCAAAAUAUGGCUGGAAGCAGCAGUUCUGAUUCAGUUCCAGUAGAAAUCCCAAUGGAUGAGAAAUCUUACAGUGGAUCUUGUAACCACCAUUAAGAAUUAUGUACCAUAUUUUGUCGUUUCUAUGACUUGCGCGUUGAGAGGAAUCAUGGGAGAUGUGUAAUUUGUUUGAAUAGAAUGCAUUCUUCAGCAAUCACUGUAUUCUGCUGCAUACUAUAUUUGCUACUUCACUUUUACUAUCCUUGAAAGAGGACUUUAGGCAUGGAUUAUGUUGUUAAAUAACAAAGCCAGCCAUGCCUGGCUGGCCUGAAAAGCACGGUUGAAAGCUCCCUUUUGCA
Mangifera indica (mango) is the source of this 1811-nucleotide messenger RNA. Its product is annotated as beta-taxilin. The transcript has 12 exons. The record is from RefSeq and is a predicted model, not a curated record. Lineage: Eukaryota; Viridiplantae; Streptophyta; Magnoliopsida; Sapindales; Anacardiaceae. Bases 127 to 1569 code for a protein of 480 amino acids. Gene Ontology annotation, molecular function: syntaxin binding.